AUAAGUUUCUUACUGUAAUUCGUUGGUACUAUUGAAUUCUGCGAGAGGUCUACUAUUGUGUUCGGGAAUAUGGCUUCUCUGGGUUUUUUUUGCGAUUGAUUAAUACAUUUCACUUUUGCAGCUGCAAUCGGCGGAAAUAGAAAGUCACCUGGUCUUGUUCAUAUAAGUAACGAAUUCGGCAUAAAGAUUCAAGUUCAGCGAGCGACUAAAAGUCUCAUUGAAUUUUGGGUCGGGCAGCGGAGAUCGUAGGCAUGGGGGAAGAUCUGUCUUUGUCUCUGGACGAAAAAGCCAAACGAACCAGAGAUCUGCUAACAAGUUUCUAUGGCGGCGAUUCCGCUCCUUCCCAUGCCAUUGCCAGAACCGAUACCUUCCAUUCCAUCGACACGCCUGACUUCGAUCCUCAAAGAUACAUGAAUGCCCUGGUAGGCAGGACCAAUGUGGAAGGCUUACUUCAAAGGCAUGUUGAAAUGGCAGCUGAGAUUAAGAACUUGGACAGUGAUCUACAGAUGUUGGUAUAUGAAAAUUACAACAAAUUUAUAAGUGCAACAGAUACAAUUCGAAGGUGUCGCUGUCAUAUGAAUUUGUCACUUAAGACAUUCCAGGGAACUUUGUUUAUAUCUACAUAUGACAGGAUGAAGAUUAAUGUGGUUGGCAUGGAGACCAAUAUGGAGCAACUUUUGGACAAGAUAACUUCUGUUCAGUCAAAAAGUGAUGGUGUUAAUGCAUCACUCUUUGAGAGAAGAGAACGCAUAGAGAAACUGAAUCGUACUCGCAGUCUUCUUCAUAAAGUGCAGUUUAUAUAUGACCUUCCUGCUCGUCUCACAAAGUCUAUCAAAGCUGAAGCAUAUGCAGAUGCAGUUAAAUAUUAUGUAGGGGCUUUACCAGUUUUCAAGGCAUAUGGACAAUCAUCUUUUGAGGCAUGCAGGAAAGAAUCUGAGGAGGCUAUUGGUACAGUCAUAAGACACCUUCAGGCACGCCUAUUUACAGAUUCUGAACCUGUUGAAGCCAGGGCAGAAGCAGUUGUGCUUCUUAAGCAACUAGGUUUUCCGGUAGACAACCUGAAGACAAAAGUUCUAGAGGCGAAGUUAGAACACUUCCUUUCAGAACUCCAGGCCGAAGCCAGACAACAAAGUCCAGCUUUUGUGGAGACAGACAAAUCUUCUGAAAAUAUGCUCGAUUCUGCAGGCUCCAAACAACCAACGGAAUAUUCAAAAAAGGAUUCUAUCGGCGAGUUUGCGAAAACAGUUACUGCUUAUCGUAUAAUUUUUCCCAAUUCAGAGAAGCGACUUACUGAAGUUGCAAUAGACCUUUUCAACAAACUUUUUGCAAGCUUGCAGAAUCAUGAGGAAGGAAUGGCGUCUGCUACGAAACUUAUUUCUGCUCUGAGAGUAAUUUCUGCAGAUGUCAGGAGGAUGGAUGAAGUUUUACCUGAGGCAGGCCUUCCGGAUUAUGCUAUUAAGGCUGCAGAGACUGCAAUCAAACAACAUGUUUCAGAUAUGUUUGGUCGCCUUUAUUCACAAGUAACAGGAGAUCUGGUAGCCCUUCAGUCACAGCAAAAGGAGAGAGGGAGAUCAGAGGAAAUGAAGCCACUACUAAUGGCUUUGGAUAGUGGAAAGGAUGUUUUAUUCCAAGGAAGUAUGGAUGUCUUAUGGGAUUUUCGACAGCUGCUUGAUGACAACUUGGAUAUAUUGGUGAAGUUAAGGGAUGCAUACAUUGAUUGGGUACAAGGAGGAUUUCAGGACUUUUUUAGAUCUCUUGAAAAUUUCUUUCUCUCAUUCUCACGGGGAACAGUUUCCAGUGAUGGAAAACUGCCUCUUGCAGAAAAGCUACAAGCAGAUAGGGUUUCAACUGGAGUUGUUCUUGUGAUGGCUCAGCUCUCUGUGUUUAUUGAGCAGACAGUAGUUCCUAAGAUAACAGAGGAGAUAGCUGCUGCUUUCUCUGGGGGUGGGGCUAGAAGCUAUGAGGAAGGGCCUCCAUUUGUUCCUGCUGAGAUUUGUCGAAUGUUUCGUUCGACUGGAGGAAGUCUUAUGCAUCUUUAUAUCAAUAUGCAGGCGCGCAAGCUUUCGUUGCUAGUUAAGAAAAGUAUAGCAACACCAAACUGGCUUAAGUACAAGGAGCCUAGAGAAGUUCGCAUGUUUGUGGAUUUGCUUCUUGAAGAGUUGAAAACAAUGGAAGUAGAAGUGCAACAGGUUCUAGUUCGAGGAUCUACACAGAAACAUCGACUCUCUGAUAGUACAGGGAGUACUAAUUCCUCUCGUAGCAAUCGAAUACGAGAUGAUAGAAGUAGCCGUUUAAGCACACAACGUGCUCGUAACCGCUUGUUGGAAAGUCAUGUUGCAAAGUUGUUCAAGCAAAAAGUUGAAAUUUUUACAAAACUUGAGUACACACAGGAAUCAGUAAUUUCAACCAUAGUAAAGAUGUGCUUAAAGAGCUUCCAAGAGUAUGUGCGGCUUGAAACAUUCAGCAGAAGUGGAUUCCAGCAGAUUCAAUUAGACACACAGUUCUUGAGAGAUCCGUUAAAGGAAGUUGUUGAAGAUGAAGCCAUCAUUGAUUUUCUAUUGGAUGAGGUUUGUGCUGCUGCUGCUGAACGAUGUUUGGAUCCAAUUCCUCUUGAACCUGCUAUUUUAGAUAAGAUUAUCUAUGCAAAGAUUACGAAAAACUCAGAGCAGACUGCAAGUUCGUAAUUUGUAAAUUACUAUCACUGGUUGGAGUCAGUGAUUUUUUGUAGAAUUAACAUCACCCCAAGCUCUUGGUUCUUGGUUUUUCCUUUCUUUACUACUGGAAGUUGGCUACAAUUUGAGAUGGCAAAUAUUUGAAUUUUCACGAUUUGUAAAAGAUGCACUGCUUGACAAGACAUUAUACAUUAUGUAUAUCACCCCAAUUCUCUGGAAGAUCCCAUUUCUGCAAUUCUAAUUAUUUCUUGUUGGCACAAGCCUACACAAAAUAUUCAUUUUAUGAGAAUUUAUUCUUGUAUGUUUUCACUUGGAAUGUAUUAUAACUGGAGAGAUACAUGAAAUAGAAUACUAAUGUUUGGUUUGCACAAUAUAACUCUACAUGGUGUUGAGCACCACAUUUCUAUUGAA
This is a messenger RNA of Cryptomeria japonica (Japanese cedar), 3083 nucleotides long. RefSeq names its product vacuolar protein sorting-associated protein 51 homolog. The coding region runs from base 252 to 2684 and encodes 810 amino acids. Gene Ontology annotation, biological process: retrograde transport, endosome to Golgi; endocytic recycling; Golgi vesicle transport. The record is from RefSeq and is a predicted model, not a curated record. Lineage: Eukaryota; Viridiplantae; Streptophyta; Pinopsida; Cupressales; Cupressaceae. The transcript has 20 exons. Gene Ontology annotation, cellular component: GARP complex; membrane; EARP complex.